UGGCGCCACCAGACAAGAUGACGUGCCGUGCGGACUGCUGUGUGUUUCCCCUUCUUGGUGGCAUCGUUUUCGUUUUCUGUGCCCUGGUCGGGUGCUGUACGGCAGUGCCAACUCCUUGGCCGUCAACUGGGUACGGCUGUGUAUACGAUGGCAAAGUCUACAGCCCAGGAGAGACUAUAUACGAGCAGCCUGGGUGUAUGGGACACGGGGCGUACUGUACUGAUGGUGGUGACAUCAUUCAGUGGGACAACUUUGGAUUCAAAUGCUGUGAACACGACGGAGAUUACUACGAAGGCGGGGAAACCGUGACUAUCGGCGGUGUGACCUGUUAUUGUGAGGGGAGUGACAAUGAAGACCCCGCCCCGAUGAUUUGUCCAGAGACGACCACAGUACCAGUGAUAACCCCAACCUCACCUACUGGUAGCAUAAACGAGGAGGAGGAAGAUGAGAUGCAGGCCUGGUAUGAUGACUUCAUGGAACUGAUGUCCAAGAUGCUGACUGCUGUCCAGAAGCUGAAGAAGUGCUCUACUUUACCAACAUUUUAAAGGCAUCCAAUGCGAUUUCCGGGCAGCAAAAUUGGAAAUAUUUUAAC
This is a messenger RNA of Branchiostoma belcheri (Belcher's lancelet), 592 nucleotides long. RefSeq lists its product as uncharacterized. Lineage: Eukaryota; Metazoa; Chordata; Leptocardii; Amphioxiformes; Branchiostomatidae. The coding region runs from base 18 to 545 and encodes 175 amino acids. The record is from RefSeq and is a predicted model, not a curated record. The transcript is spliced from 4 exons.